UAUCCCACCCCCUUGCAAUUCAAUUUUCAACCGCAGUUCUCGCUUCCAUCCUCAUCCGCUUAAGCCUGCCUCCUCCUCCUCCUCCUCCUCCAUAGCUACACCUCUGUGAUCAUCUUCUUCAUAAUUAACCCUUAAUUCAUCCUCUCCUCCUCCAUUUUCAGAUUUCCUUCUUGGGGCUGCGACGUGAUCGUUUCUGUAGAUAAUCAGUGUUCGCGCGAGGAGGAUCGGACAAGCAGCUAUGCAGAGCCAACUUGUAUGCAGUGGGUAUAGGAGCAUUCUUCUUUAUCCUGGAGGGGCUACUAAUGUAUGCUGUGCAUUAUGCAAUACAGUCACCUCAGUUCCUCCUCCUGGAACAGAUAUGGCUCAACUUAUAUGUAGAGGUUGCAGGACAUUGCUUAUGUAUGCACGUGGGGCAACAAGUGUUAGAUGCUCAUGCUGCCAUACAGUGAACCUUGCACCUGCUACGAACCAGGUGGCACAUGUUAACUGUGGAAACUGUCGAACUACACUCAUCUUUCCCUAUGGAGCUCCAUCUGUCAAGUGUGCGAUUUGUCACUAUGUUACUAAUGUUGGUAUGUCCAACGUGAGGGUUCCUAUUCCAGUGCACAGACGAAAUGGAACAAUUAGCUCUGGGAUGCCCCCUGCAUCAUCAUCUCAGAGCCAAACUGUUGUAGUUGAGAACCCUAUGUCUGUAGAUGAAAGUGGCAAAUUGGUGAGCAAUCUUGUUGUCGGUGUCACGACGGAUAAAAGGUAACGUGGUGGAGAUGAGCAAUCUUGUUGUCGGUGUCACGACGGAUAAAAGGUAACGUGGUGGAGAGGAUGGUUGAUUGAUGGGAUUUACUAUUAUCGGUUUAAAAAGGAUGGGAGGAAGCGAUCUAUAUAUAUAUAUAUAUAUAUAUAUAUCUUUAGUACAUUACUAUACUGCUUGGGAUAUGAAUAUGGUUUUGGAAAUUUCUGUAUAGUUUGUCUCUGGAUUUUCCCUCGAAGUCACCAUUCAUUAUUGAGUCAACGUCAAUUUGAGGUUCAGAUAAGUUUUUACCCUGGGAAUGUGAUGUAUAUUGUGGACCAGAAGAAUUGGAUAUAUAGUGUGAUUUUCUGUACCGAAUCAUUGAGCUGUCUCGCAAGUAAAAAUAUUAUACAUCCAUUGUAUCCCCCUUAGGUAAAUGAGUAUAAACCCUGUCUUGUAAUUCUGUUUCCUUGAUUGGUGAUAUGAUAUGCAUUUCGAAUUUCAUUGGUUUUGUUCA
Cucurbita pepo subsp. pepo (vegetable marrow) is the source of this 1244-nucleotide messenger RNA. RefSeq names its product protein LSD1. Lineage: Eukaryota; Viridiplantae; Streptophyta; Magnoliopsida; Cucurbitales; Cucurbitaceae. The record is from RefSeq and is a predicted model, not a curated record.